This is a messenger RNA of Akanthomyces muscarius, 2187 nucleotides long. RefSeq lists its product as uncharacterized. Gene Ontology annotation, cellular component: eukaryotic translation initiation factor 2B complex. The transcript is spliced from 3 exons. The record is from RefSeq and is a predicted model, not a curated record. The coding region runs from base 1 to 2187 and encodes 728 amino acids. Lineage: Eukaryota; Fungi; Ascomycota; Sordariomycetes; Hypocreales; Cordycipitaceae. Gene Ontology annotation, molecular function: guanyl-nucleotide exchange factor activity; translation initiation factor binding; translation initiation factor activity.
AUGUCGCACAAGGGAAAGAAUAGCGCCAGCUCAGGCAAGGGCAAGAAGCCAGCCAAGUCUGGUGCCGAAAGCAAAGGCGAGGAUGUCUUGCAGGCGGUGAUUCUCGCCGACUCGUUUCAAGACAGAUUCAAACCAUUCACAGUCGACAAGCCACGAUGCCUUUUGCCACUGGGCAACACGCCGCUCAUCGAAUAUACCCUCGAGUUCCUGGCCAUGAACGGUGUCAACGAAGUCUACCUCUACUGCGGCGCCAAUACCGACGCUGUCGAGGAGCACAUUCAUCGCUCGCGGUGGUCCACGGCCUCCAAAUCUUCCCCCUUCUCCCUCAUCCAGUUUAUCCGCGUGGCCGACGCCCGCUCCGCCGGCGACGUGCUGCGCGACCUCGACACCCGCUCCCUCAUCGACGGCGACUUCAUCCUGGUCCACGGCGACCUCGUGUCCAAUAUUCUGCUCGACGACGUGCUCGCCGCACACCGCAAGCGCCGCGAGGAGAGCGCCUUCAACAUCAUGACCUGCGUGCUGCGUAGCGGCGGCCACGACGCGCACCGCACAAAGAUCAACGGCAUCACGCCCGUCUUCGUCGUCGACAACAGGACCCAGCGCUGCCUGCACUACGACGAGAUGAGCCCGCUCGGCGGCGACCACUACGCCCUGCUCGACCCGGCCAUCCCCGACGAGCUGUCGGCCGACUUUGACGUCCGCGCCGACCUGAUUGACGCGCAGGUGGAUAUCUGCACGCCCGAGGUGCUCGCGCUGUGGUCCGAGAGCUUCGACUACGAGCUGCCGCGCCGCAACUUCCUGCACGGCGUCCUCAAAGACUGGGAGCUCAACGGCAAGAUGAUCUACGCGCACAUUGUCGAGGACGGCUACGCGGCCCGCGCCAGCAACCUGCAAAUGUACGACUCCGUCAGCCGCGACGUCCUCGGCCGCUGGACGUUUCCCUUUAUCCCCGAGAACAAUCUCUCCCCGACAUCCACGUAUCACACACACUCCAACAACGUCGUCAUUGAGCAGAGCGCGUGCCACGCCUCGAGCGCGCGUUUGCGUCAUUCCAUCAUUGGCGCCAACACCAGCAUCGGCGCGGGCACCACCAUUACCAACUGUAUCAUUGGCAGCGAUUGCGUCAUUGGCGCGGGCGUCGUCCUCACAGACUCGUUCGUGUGGAAUGAAGUGUCAAUCGACGAGAACGCGACCAUCUCCCGAGCCAUUCUAGCCGACAACACCAAAGUCGGCAAGAGCGCUAUUAUCUCCCCCGGCGCUCUCCUCUCCUUUGGUGUGCAAAUUGGCGACAGCGUCAACGUCGCCGAAAACACCGUCAUAUCUACGCUCUCACCUCUCGGCAAGUCUGUCGCCUCGGACGCCGCCCUUGUCGGUGCCAGUGGCAUCGGUGCCGCCUUUGACGACCCGGAAAUCGACGAGCUCGAGGAUCACGACCCCGUACGCCUGCAGCAGUCGCUCAUCUACUCCAUGGCAGGCUUCAACGUCUCCACGUCCUCCAUCUCGACGCUCGCCUCCGAAGUGUACUCGAGCGACGGCAGCGAGGCCGCGUUUGGCGAAGAGCCCGACCCAGAGGCCGCCGGCAAGGAAUCGUUCCACGCCGACGCCGUCCACGGCCUGCUCGACGCGCUGCGCGCCGACUCGGGCGACUUUGACUCGGCCAAGCUCGAGUUCAUGGGCCUGCGCCUCGCCAACAAUGCGUCCGACGACAUGAUGCGCCGCGCCGUGGCGACGGCCUUUGCGCGCCGCGCCGCCGAGCUCGUCGUGCCGGGCGAGCACGGCAGCCCACUGGAGCCGAGCAAGGCAGCCGAGACGGCCCUCACGGCACGCGGCGGCGCCGUCAAGUUUGUCGACGAGGUUGGCGUCGGCGGCGGCGAGACAGAGCAGGUCGCCUUCAUCCUGGCCACGCAGACCGCGCUGUGCGAGGUGGCAACAACGAGCGUCGGUGCGGGCGGCGUCGACGCCGCCAAGGCCGGCACGGUGCUGGCGGCGCUCAUGCAGCAACUGUACGCGCUGGAUGUCCUUGAGGAAGACGGCAUCCUGGAGUGGUGGGAGGACGACCGCGCAGCUGACGGGGAGGGUAUGACGGCGCUCAGAGAUAAGUGCAGGGUGCUGGUGGAGUGGUUGGAGAAUGCAGAGGAGGAAGAUGACGAAGACAGCGAUGACGAUGAUGAUGAUGAUGAGUACUAA